Messenger RNA from Huiozyma naganishii CBS 8797, 1830 nucleotides. RefSeq lists its product as uncharacterized. Gene Ontology annotation, biological process: regulation of lipid storage. NCBI's taxonomy places the organism in Eukaryota, Fungi, Ascomycota, Saccharomycetes, Saccharomycetales, Saccharomycetaceae. The transcript has a single exon. Bases 1 to 1830 code for a protein of 609 amino acids. The record is from RefSeq and is a predicted model, not a curated record. Gene Ontology annotation, cellular component: endoplasmic reticulum.
AUGGAAUCAAAUAUCGGUGAGAGUAACUUUAACAGCUCGAUCACACCAGAGGAUGCUGAUAUACAUCUCGCAGCUACUCCUCCGGAAGAGUCUGCCGGAAGGAGCGAGUUUGGUGCAGAAGAAGGGGAGGAGGGGGAAGAGAAUACACCACUAAUCAACAAACCAAAGACCAGUCACCCUGUGAAAUCUCACAGAAAUAUAGGUGACAGAACGGCGUCAUAUGGUGGGGUUGUCGGGCCUGGGGACGAUCGCAAUACUGGGGACUCUGAGGCUCAUGGGGGUGAUGAACCACGUUUCCAAACUCAUAAAGAUUACAGUAUCUUCCAACACAAUUGGAGGUGGACAAUGAAUGUAAUACUAUUCAUCAACACAUUGUUUUUGGUGUUUGUUUUCAUUUGCUAUUUCUUUUUGAACUUUGGGUUUGGGACGGGGAGAAACGAAUCCUUUGAUAAACUUCUGUUCAUUUCAGUGGCCCUAAUAGGAAACUGUUUCAAUCUGUGGUUCAACGACAUUUGGUUGAUUUCCUCUUGGGACUAUUUCAUGGACAUGGUUUUAACUGGUCUUCCCCUAACUAAUCUAGCCCUGUUCAUGCUCACAAGCUAUACGAGGACAAGACUCAACUUUAGCACGGUAAUGAUGUUUCUUUGGCUAGCACUUACUUUUGGCCUCAGCUUGUAUCAAUCUUACAAAUUACAAGAAUAUAUUAAGCAGCUUGCUCCUGAGACGGUACAGAACAAGCAUACGCUGAAAGAGUGGAUCAAAAUUGCCUUUAGAAAUGUUGUGAAGAUUCUUUGUUGUGGACUACUGUUUUUGAUGACUUUGAACUCCUUCCUUUUCAUGAUUGAUACCCACAAUGUUGCAAACUUCAAAGAUGAUGACUCCCAAUUUGUGUAUGCAGACUCGCAGCACUCUAAAACAUUACAUAUCAAAUGUAGUGGGUUAGAAAACCACGACAAGACAAAACCUAUUGUUUUGUAUGAACACGGCGGUGAAGAUACUUCGUAUCUUUCUGGCAGGUGGAUUCAAGAGUUGUACCAUUUGGGGAAGAUUGAAAGUUACUGUGUUUAUGAUAGAUUCGGUUAUGGACUUUCGGACUCGACGUCCGCUCCUUGGUCGUUGAAGGCAUCUGCUGAAGCCCUUCGGUACGCGUUAGUAGAUGAGAUGAAAUUGGAGGGUCCCUUUGUAGUUGUUGGAUACGACUAUGGUGGUCUGGUUGGCAGAGUAUUUGUUAGUCAAAAUAGAGACAUAUGCUCUGGACUCAUGCUAGUCGAAUCAUGGCACGAAGAACUUCUUCUAAAGAAGUACUUCAAGAGACUAUUUCCUGGAGACGGUGAUGAUAACGGACAUGAUGGCAACAAUGACGGGAACAGCGACGAUAAGGUUAGCUUCAGAGUUCCAGAAAGAGAAAUUCACAAAAGGAACGGAUUAAAAGUGUGGUGGAAUGGUCUGUGGUCUUCCAUUGGAUUGAAUUUACACUAUUCAUGGAUGGUGAGGCAUAGAGGUUCCAGGGACAGAAUACUUGGUAGAGAUAUGCAACAUCAGGGUAAGUUUUUGAGAACCAAGUUUUUAGAAGUGUUGACGAGCUCGCUGCUGAGUUAUAAGGAUAUUUUAGAAACAAAUCCAAAGUUAAGAAAUGUUAAAUUGAGUGUUGUCAGUUCAAAGGAAAUGGUGAGAAAGUCGUCCAUUUGGGGUGAUUGGCAAAGAAAGUUGACAAAACUGUCGGGCAACACGAAAGAAUGGAAAAUUGUUGAUGGAGAGCAUAAUUUCUAUCAAAACGGUGUUGGUAAAGAGUUGGCUCAGGACGUGCUGUUGCGUCUAUUGAACGAGUAG